UUUGCGGUGAGCACCUGAAGGCAGCAUCAGAAUCAACAAAAUAGUUCAGUCGAGGUCAAGUCAGAAAGCUUCCGCGUCUCCGCCUAAAAACUACCAAUUCAACUGCAGUCUGUGACCCUCAGUGACCUCUGACCUCCACCAUGACGUCCACGUCCACGUCCACGUCCAUCACCAAAGUCGGCGGAGUGGUGAUCGUCACUCAGGUCAUUCCUCAGGAUGAAGGCGGCAUCCGGCUCCAGAGCUCUCCUUCCUCCGCCGUCACCGUACAGGCUCCACCCCCACCGCCACAGGCCCCACCCACUGCCAGCCCCACGAAGAUGGACGACAUGACGGCUAUCUUCUUGCGGGGGCAGCCACAUGGCCUCGGGGUGGUUCAGAUCUUCAUCGGCCUGCUGUGUGUCCUCUUCAGUCUGACCGCCGUCUUCUCUCCGAUCCUGAUCUUCCACGCUCCGUUCUGCAUCGGCGUCACGUUUGUGGUGUCCGGCUCUUUGGCUGUGGCUGCUGGGAGACGGACUUCGGUCAACCUGGUCUGGGCGACUCUGGUGUGGAAUGUGAUCGGCGUCGUGGUCGGCCUGCUGGCGGUGGCGUACGUCUGCUGGCUGCUGGCCGAUCGCCCCGCCUCCCAACGCUUCUGUGACCCUGAAACCUUCACAGAUUACGUGCCCACGGAUAGACAGGUGCAGCGCUGCAUCAGUACGCUGUACAUUUUGGACGUAAGUUUCACUCACCGUGAAGGACCUCUACACGUUUAUUACACAUUUAUAACAACUUUAUUUAUAGCACCUUUAAAACUGUUGCAGUGCUUUGACAGACAAAGCAAAGGCAGAAAAGAACAAUAAAAAUAAACAUUAACA
This is a messenger RNA of Plectropomus leopardus (leopard coralgrouper), 854 nucleotides long. Lineage: Eukaryota; Metazoa; Chordata; Actinopteri; Perciformes; Serranidae. The record is from RefSeq and is a predicted model, not a curated record.